AUGAGAUCUAUUGAGGAUGAGAAUUAAAACGAAUUCGAGGAAUACAAACUAUUCGAAUAUUAAACUGUCACCCAAUAUUGGAUUAGCACAAUCAUAUUUAUAAGCAGUUUAACCAUCUUCAUUGGAGGAGUGUUACUGUCAUAUCUCUUUGAACCUGAGAUUCAAGAUUGUAAUAUGUGCAUUCAUUAUCAAUCUAGCCAUCUAAUGCAUCGAGAUGAAAGACCAACUAUUUUAUUAUUCCAUCAUCCUUAUCUUCAUAGGCAUUAGUGAAAUGUAAGUCCCUCAUCUAUUAUAGGAUUAUUUUUUUAUUCGGUUUUGGAAUGCAACAUGCUGAUUAAAUGAAGUUUUUUGGAUAAAUAUAAAAAUAUUAAAGAAUUGAAUAAAUAGCGAUCCUCUUCACAUUUGUCAUCAUAGAAGCAUACAUCUAUCAAAAUAGAAGGACGUGUAAAAUAAAUAAAACAUACUAUUCUUUAUACGCUUUUUACUUUUGGCAAUUGUUUUGGUGUGCAUUUGUUUAUAAUUUUGAAAAUCUUACAUGA
Molecule: messenger RNA, 539 nt
Organism: Paramecium octaurelia
Lineage: Eukaryota; Ciliophora; Oligohymenophorea; Peniculida; Parameciidae
Source: the annotation of a GenBank genome assembly